Molecule: messenger RNA, 3784 nt
Organism: Drosophila mojavensis
Lineage: Eukaryota; Metazoa; Arthropoda; Insecta; Diptera; Drosophilidae
Gene: Evi5
Product: ecotropic viral integration site 5 ortholog
Exons: 9
Coding region: 787-3105 (772 amino acids)
Source: RefSeq, a predicted model, not a curated record
CGCAGAGUGCAGUCACACUGGAAGCUCAGUUUAUAAAUUCAGCAAACAUCAAAAACUCGAACGCCAAAGAAAUCUAAUUUAAAGAUUGUGAAUGAUAUUGUUUUUUGUUUUGUAUUUUUUUCACCACAGCCACAUAGCUAACGAUACACGCGAUAGUGCAUACAAAGCAAAUCCAUUGCCGCUUAGCAAAUACCAAUUGAAAACUUACUCCAACCAGAAAACGAAUCGUGUGUGUGUGUGUUUGUAUGUAUGUAUGUGUGUGCCAGUGUCUGCGGACAAACCGAAGAAGUGACGUUUACAGCAAAUAAAAGUCGGUCUCGUCAAAAUUUGAAGUGAAAUUAAAUAAAAAGUCAUCGUCGUCGUCGUCCAGCAAUUACAACUCUUUCAUGGCAGUUUAAUGCACGUCUGAUUGGAACGACGACGUCGCUUCGCUCGUCGUCUUCGCCUGAAAAUUCGCCAUCUUCGCUUAGAAUACCAAUAAGAAGCAAUAACGUGCGAAACGAAACGAGAGCCGCGACGAUGAGCUGAGCCUAGCUAUGCAUUCAGAGAGCUAUCGUUGAGAUCAGCCCGCGGGGAUAACUGCUCAAGGACCAACAGCAACAACAGUAACAACAACAACAACAACAACAACAAGAACCACAACUUCAACAACUUUGUGUCUGCGCCAAAAAGAGAACUAAAACAGCAACCAUAAAGAGAGUGUAAGAGAGAGAGAGAGUGAGAGAGUGAGAGAGAGCACGCUCGCAUCUUCGAUAGAGUUUGUUGUGGCAGCCCCGUCAUAUAGAGAUGACACUGACCGCAACGGCAACGCCACCGGAGAGCAACAAGAAAAUGGAAGUGAAUGCCCCAGCAGACGAGAAUCUGCCCACAUCUGAAAUGGAUCUGCUAGCCAAGCUGGAGGCGGCCAACAAGCUAAUCGAGAGCGAUGCCAAAAGUCUCAACUCGCUGCACUCAACGCACAGUCGCAAGAACUCGGACACGAGCCAAAUCAGCCUGACAUCAAGCGGCAAUUCCGUCGCCGAGGAGGACAUCUGGACGACAUGGGCAUCCAUUCUGAACGACUGGGAUGGCGCGCUGAAGCGCAAGAAUCCCUGUGUGCGCGAGCUGGUGCGCCGUGGUAUUCCGCAUCAUUUUCGUGCCAUCGUGUGGCAGCAGCUGAGCGGCGCCGCCGACGCCGAUAAGAAACAGUAUGCGGAGUACAUAAAGGCGACGUCGGCGUGCGAGAAGGUGAUUCGGCGUGAUAUAGCGCGCACCUAUCCGGAGGUGGACUUCUUCAAGGAGAAGGACGGGCCCGGCCAGGAGGCGCUGUUCAAUGUGAUCAAAGCGUAUUCGCUGCACGAUCGUGAGGUCGGCUACUGCCAGGGCUCUGGCUUCAUUGUGGGCCUGCUGCUGAUGCAGAUGCCCGAGGAGGAGGCGUUCGCAGUGCUCGUGCAGAUCAUGCAGCAGCAUCGCAUGCGGCACAUGUUCAAGCCAUCGAUGUCCGAGCUGGGCCUGUGCAUGUACCAGCUGGAGAAUCUGGUGCAGGAGCAGAUACCCGAUAUGCACCUACAUUUCCAGCAGCAGGGCUUCCAGACGACCAUGUACGCGUCCAGCUGGUUCCUAACGCUCUACACGACCACACUGAACGUGAACCUCAGCUGCCGCAUUAUGGAUGUCUUCCUCAGCGAGGGCAUGGAGUUCAUUUUCAAGGUGGCGCUGGCCCUGCUGCUCACCGGCAAGGAGUCGCUGCUGUCCCUCGACAUGGAGGCCAUGCUGAAGUUCUUUCAGAAGGAGCUGCCCGGCCGCGUCGAGGCCGAUCCGGAGGGCUUCUUCAACUUGGCCUAUGCGCAGAAACUGAACACGAAGCGCAUGAAGAAAAUGGAGAAAGAGUAUCAAGACUUGAAGAAAAAGGAACAGGAGGAGAUGGUCGAGCUGCGACGGCUGCGCCGCGAGAAUUGUCUACUCAAGCAGCGCAACGAGCUGCUCGAGGCCGAGAGUGCCGAGCUGGCCGAUCGUCUGGUGCGCGGCCAAGUCUCACGUGCCGAAGAGGAGGAGACGAGCUAUGCCAUUCAAACGGAGCUGAUGCAGCUGCGACGCUCCUAUCUGGAGGUCUCGCAUCAGCUGGAGAAUGCCAACGAGGAGGUGCGCGGCCUCAGCCUGCGGCUACAGGAGAAUAACGUUUCGAUCGAUAGCAAUAAUUCGCGGCAAUCGUCUAUCGACGAGCUGUGCAUGAAGGAGGAGGCGUUGAAGCAGCGCGACGAGAUGGUCUCCUGUUUGCUGGAGGAGCUGGUCAAGGUGCGGCAGGGCUCGGCCGAAAGUGAGGAUCAGAUACGAACUCUCAAGUCGAAGAUCGAGGAGCUCGAGGAGGAUAAGAAGACGCUGCGCGAAACAACGCCCGACAAUUCGGUGGCCCAUCUGCAGGACGAGUUGAUAGCGAGCAAGUUGCGCGAGGCGGAGGCCUCGCUAUCCCUCAAGGAUCUCAAGCAGCGCGUGCAGGAGCUGAGCAGCCAAUGGCAGCGCCAGCUGGCCGAGAAUCAGCGCAACGAGCAUAGCGCCGCCUCCGUGGACUCCACACCCAAAAAGCUGUUGACCAACUUUUUCGAUAACUCCAAGUCGACGGAGCACACACAGAAGCUCGAGGAGGAGCUAAUGACGACGCGCAUACGUGAAAUGGAAACGCUCACCGAGCUGAAGGAGCUGCGACUGAAGGUCAUGGAGCUGGAGACUCAGGUGCAGGUGUCCACAAAUCAGCUGCGCCGUCAGGACGAGGAGCAGAAGAAGCUCAAGGAGGAGCUCGAGCUGGCUGUCACACGCGAAAAGGAAUUGGCCAACAAGGCGCGCGAACAGCAGCACAGAUACUCGGAUCUGGAAUCUCGCAUGAAGGAUGAGCUCAUGAAUGUCAAAAUCAAGUUCACCGAACAGAGCCAAACGGUCGCCGAGCUGAAGCAGGAGAUUUCACGACUGGAGACAAAGAAUUCGGAAAUGCUUGCCGAGGGUGAACUGCGCGCCAAUCUCGAUGAUUCGGAUAAGGUGCGCGACCUGCAGGACAGGUUGGCUGACAUGAAGGCGGAGUAUCCAACGCCAAUAACCAGCCCCGACACUGAGCCGUGGAAGUGGAUAAGCUAAGCUAAUCGAAUAUAUAUAAAGUGCUAACCAAAACUAAAACUAAACCAAAAACAAAUAUUCAGCAAAGCAUCGUCGUCAAAUACCAAAAGCAUCUAUCCCCACAUUCCAGUUAAACCCCAAAUCGACUUCAACACUUUAACAGCCAACGACCAAAUGUGCAAAUCAGGUGUCUAUAUAAAACUCUGUUGAAGAACGAACUCAUUACCCAAUCCUAGAUUAGCAUUAGCAUUCUGUAUAGUUACGAUCUAAGCGCCUGUUAGAUCAUAGACUUUGUUGUCGAUUGUUUUUGAAUACAUUUGGUAUAUCCAUCAUGUUCAUAUUUCAAAAUUCUUAUUACAAUUUGGCAUGUAUUUAGUGUUAACUCUGCAUCUGCCUGCUGUUUGUCCCCAAAUAAUAUAUGAACAUAUUUCCAUUUAUAAACUUUUAUUUCCGAGUGAAGCAUGCGCUUUUAGAUUUCAUACAAAUUUCCCAAGAUUUGUGCAUAAUUUCUAUAAUUUUAUUUACUGUUUUGCAUGCUAAACGGGGAUUGGUCUAUUUGCAUGUUAUACAUAUGUUAUUAUUUAUAAUAAGAUUUUACUAUUUAUUCUGUGAGCUCGCUUCAUAUCGGCUCAAAACUAUUUUAUAUGUUAUUAAGUAAAAACUGUAAUAUAAUUAUAAUAAAGAAAAUCUCGCAUUUUUA